AUGACAAAGAACAACAUAUAUUUAUCAAAAGAAAAUUUAGCACAAGUAGAAGAAGUUAGAGAAAUAGAUUACCAUUUUGAUUCAAGAAAAGUCGAAAAACAAAAAAAGUUUGAGGAAUUAAGAAAAGAACAUAAACGAAUGGUGGAAAAAUCGAAGGAAUAUGCAAUGAGACAGCAUAUUAAACAUGUUGACGAAGGAAAAAAAUAUCAUAAAUAUUGUG
Funneliformis geosporum is the source of this 220-nucleotide messenger RNA. The record is from the annotation of a GenBank genome assembly. Lineage: Eukaryota; Fungi; Glomeromycota; Glomeromycetes; Glomerales; Glomeraceae.